ACAGUCCUGCACCGGCAAAGGUCGCCAUCUCUCUCGCAGCCAAUCGCUUCGCUCGGUGGACAGCCGCAAAGCGUGAUGACGUAGACAAGCCCCGCAGUGGACAGCAGAGCCCUCAGACAGACUCAACAUCAGGUGAGGAGUGGUCAGCGUGGAGUGUGUGUUCUGCCACAUGUGGGGAGGGCUGGCAGAGUCGCACUCGUUUCUGUGUGUCCUCCUCCUACAGCACCCAGUGUAGUGGGCCACUGCGAGAGCAGAGACCUUGCAACAACUCUGCUGUUUGUCCAGUGCAUGGCGCAUGGGAUGAGGUGGUCACCGUGGAGUCUAUGUUCGUCCACCUGUGGCGGGGUUACAGGUCUCGAACACGAACCUGCACCCCCCCACAAUUUGGGGGAGAUCCCUGUGACGGCCCCGAGAAACAGACCAAAUUCUGCAACAUCGCUGUCUGUCCAGUGGAUGGAGUCUGGAAUGAAUGGUCCAGCUGGAGCUCAUGCUCUGCCUCCUGUUCUAAUGGGACCAUGCAGAGAACCAGAGAGUGUAACGGACCCUCGUAUGGAGGUUCUGAGUGCAGAGGAGAGUGGCUGGAGACUGUCGACUGUUUCCUUGGAGAGUGUCCGGUGGAUGGGAAGUGGCAGCCAUGGUCCUUGUGGUCAGGUUGUUCUAAAACCUGUGGAGGGGGAAAUCAGCAGAGAAACAGGAUUUGUUAUGGGCCCUUUUUUGGAGGGCAGUCUUGUCCAGGAGAACGAGAGGAGAUCCGCCGCUGUAAUGAAAAGAGAUGCCCAGAACAUUAUGAAAUAUGUGGCGAGGACAAUUUCUCCAAUGUUGUAUGGAAGAUGACUGCAGCUGGGGAUACAGCUGCAGUCCGCUGUCCUCCCAAUGCCAUAGGACUUAUCCUGCGCCGCUGCACCUUAGAUGAGGAGGGCAUCGCCUACUGGGAGAAUCCCACAUACAUGAAAUGCAUUUCCAAUGACUAUCGCAGUAUACAAACUUUAACAAGAGAACAUUUGUCCAAAGCACAGCGUGGCCUUGUGGGAGAUGGCGUUUCAGAAGUGAUGAACAAGCUGAGGGUGACCUCCAGUGAGGGGACAAGCUACAGUGGAGAUCUACUGGCUAUCGUGGACGUACUGAAAAACAUGACAGAGAUAUUCAGGAGGGCAUACUACAGCCCCAGCAGUGCAGACAUGAGGAACUUUGUGCAAUCUGUCAGCAAUCUAUUGAUGGAGGAGAACAGGGAGAGAUGGGAGGAAGCACAACUGCUGGGGCCAAACAUCAAAGAGCUGUUCCGUCUGGUAGAGGACUUUGUGGAUGUCAUUGGUCUAAGGAUGAAAGACUUCCAAGACAUGUAUGAAGUCACCGAUAACCUAGUUUUGAGCAUCCACAAGCGCCCAGUGGUGGGUCAGUCAGACAUCAGCUUCCCUAUGAAGGGCUGGAGGGGUAUGGUAGACUGGGCUCGCAACUCUGAAGACAGAGUCACCAUCCCGAAGAACAUCCUGUCUACUGGUAAGCCAGAUUCAGAUGAUUCCUCGACAUUCGUAACUGGCAUCGUUCUGUACAGGAACCUGGGCAGCAUUCUGAAUCUGCAGAGAAAUAGCACAGUCCUCAACUCCAAGGUUUUGUCAGUGACAAUCAAGCCCACUCCUGCUUCCCUUUCCGCUCCAGUUGUAGUUGAGUUCUCUCACCUGUACAACGGUACCACAAACCAAACCUGUAUAUCCUGGGACGAGAGUGACAGCGCCUCUCUGCUGGGAUCCUGGUCUGCCAGGGGCUGCAAAGCCGUGCUCGUCGACUCAUUCAGAACCAAAUGCGUGUGUGACAGACUGUCCACCUUCGCCAUUUUAGCACGGCUAAAUCCCGAAAUGAACAUGGAUAAGACACAGCUCCCAUCUGUGACGCUGAUUGUGGGCUGUGGAGUGUCUUCACUGACAUUGCUGCUACUCAUCAUCAUCUAUGUGUCUGUCUGGAGGUAUAUUCGAUCUGAGCGCUCGGUCAUCCUCAUUAACUUUUGCCUCUCCAUCAUCUCCUCCAAUGCCCUUAUUCUCAUUGGACAGACACAGACAAGGAAUAAGGUCUUAUGCACCCUGAUUGCUGCAUUCCUCCAUUUUUUCUUCCUGUCCUCAUUCUGCUGGGUUCUAACUGAGGCUUGGCAGUCGUACAUGGCAGUUACAGGCCGCCUCAGGAAUCGCAUCAUACGCAAGCGUUUCCUGUGUCUUGGAUGGGGUCUCCCUGCUCUAGUCGUGGCAAUUUCAGUGGGAUUCACCAAGGCAAAGGGAUAUGGAACACCGAGCUACUGCUGGCUGUCUCUGGAAGGAGGUCUGCUCUAUGCAUUUGUUGGACCUGCUGCAGCUGUAGUUUUGGUUAACAUGGUUAUUGGGAUUCUCGUUUUUAACAAACUGGUGUCCAAAGACGGCAUUACUGAUAUGAAACUAAAGGAGAGGGCGGGUCAGAUGACAGUGCCACUGUACAAUAUGACGCUCAAAUGUGCCAAGUGCGGAGUUAUCUCUUCGGCUGACGUUUCCACCACAGCUACCAGUAACGCCAUGGCAUCACUGUGGAGCUCCUGUGUGGUUUUGCCACUCCUGGCCCUCACAUGGAUGUCAGCUGUCCUGGCCAUCACCGAUCGGCGUUCUGCGCUCUUCCAGAUCCUUUUUGCUGUAUUUGAUUCACUAGAAGGCUUUGUCAUUGUCAUGGUUCACUGCAUCCUGCGCAGAGAGGUUCAGGAGGCAGUGAAGUGUCGUGUGGUGGACCGACAGGAAGAUGCUAACGGAGAUUCAGGAGGAUCUUUCCAGAAUGGUCAUGCUCAACUGAUGACUGACUUUGAGAAAGAUGUGGAUAUGGCUUGCAGAUCAGGCACUAUGAAGCGCUCAUCCCUUCAGGGGGAGGAGAAGGCCUCCUCUGGAACCCUCACCCUUCAGAAGGGUUCUAACUUCAACACCAUGCCAGCCAGCAUGGCUAAGGUUCACCUCCAGAAUGUGGCCGACUACACCAGCCACACUCUGACACUGCGCAGGGAGAAAGGUGCCACCAAAGGAAUCAGCACUGAGCUGCCGGGCGCUAAAUCCAUCUACAUCUGCGAUGGUGAGCUCUUCAAGCAGCUGGAUGGAGAUCUGCCUCGAGGGAACGGUGAGGGUAGCAGCUCCGAAGGUGCUGGCAAAGGCCCAAGUUACGUCAUUCUACCAACGAACAACACGGGCACCCUGAAACCGGCCAAAGGAAAGGAGGAGCAGACAGCCAAGUAUAACAUUGGCAUUGAGCAACUGCCUCAGACAAGGCUCAUCCACUUGGCUAAUCCUGCCAGCGGAGAACCUGUACCUGGCUUUGGGCUUAAGAGCCUGCCUGCUGACCAGGUCAGUGUGCCAUGCUCUGACAGAGACUCACCUGCACACAACCUGCAGAACAUGUCCAGAGACUCCCAGGUGGCCAACAACAUGUGUGAUGGUGGAGAAUCUGGAAACUCUGGUGUGAUGUCAAAGAGUGAGACGGUUUCCACACUGUCCAUGAGCUCGUUGGAGAGACGAAAAUCACGCUAUGCAGAGCUUGACUUUGAGAAAAUAAUGCACACCCGGAAACGCCACCAGGACAUGUUUCAGGACCUGAACAGGAAGAUUCACAGUGCAGACAAGGAUAGAGAAUCUCCACCUGUUGAUGCCAAAGCUGCCAAAAGAUGGAGUGUGUCCUCUGCCAGCAGCGACAAGACCAACAUGAGUGACAAACAGCAGACCCCAAGUAAGAGGGCAUGGGAGGGCAUUCGGAAGCCCCACUCCCCCCCAUCGUGGGUAAGGAAGGACCUGGAGACAGUUGCAGCCUCCCCUCUGGAGCUGCAGACAGUGGAGUGGGAGAAGACCAGUGCCACCAUUCCCCUUGUGGGCCAGGAGAUCAUGGACCUGCAGACGGAGGUGUGACUCAGAUUCCAGCCUCUUGAACCUCAUCUUCCCUUUUUUUUCCAGAGCUCUCAGACAAACAAGCCGACACACCCCCCCAUACACACUGCCCUGCUCUGUACUCCUACUCAAAGGCUGGAUGAAGCCCACUGCGAGGCCGUGAGAGGGAAGGAGGCUGAAGAGGAGAGUCACAGUAUCAGAAAAUCAGUUUGACCAAUUAAAGAGAGAACGGGAACAAAGUGUCUUUUUCUAUGUUGUUUCAUUUGAUGUUUUGAUGUCCACAAACUACUGGUCAUCUUCUCGUAUAUGGUCUGCUGCCUCACAUGGGAGACCGAUUGCCAAAGUAGCAGGUGAAGCUACUAUGUGCGCAUAGUACAGUCAUGUAAUAAACAGCAUAGUGAAGGUAAUCAUGCAAUGUUUACCCCUGUAUUAAAUGGUUACAAUGUAAUAUUCAUGAUUAUGUCUCCUUUUUUUGACUGUUGAGAGUGUUGUUGCAUUACUGUUCCGCUCUCUCUUUUCCUGAUGAAAGCUGAUGCUAUAUACAGCUCAAGAUGCCUCUGGAUUUCUUUCUUUUUCAACAUCAGUCUAAGGAAGAAAAAUGAACAAGGGUUUGAGGAGGCAGACUGCCAAACAUACACUCAUGUGCCCCUCAAUGGCGCUCCGCCCUCCCACCAACAACCCCCCCCAAUCCUCUUGGCUCCAACUCUUGAUCCCUUCUGAUCCUAGUGGGGCAGGGUCAGCCCCGCAGCGACAAGCAUGGAGGGGUGAGGGGGAAAAAAAAAAACUUUAGACAUCACCCUGAGCCAAAAUGGCAGGUUGCCUUUUUAUCGACGGACACCUCAGAGACGCUGGAGCACGGGCUGGCAGACUUUUUGCUCAAACAGGCCCUUAACCUCAAUACCACCCCAUAGAGAGAUAACAUGGACGUCUGGAAGGAGAGACGUUCAACAAACUCAUGGUGUGAGGCGUCAGUUUCUCGAUAUACAAGCAGGUUUGGUACAGGAAAUGCUGAACAUGAUGGUGUUUCAAAGAUGCUGAGGAUAAAGGUACUAGUGUGUGUAUGUGUGUGUGAUGAGUCAUGGAAGAUGAGUAAAUGACUAGAUCAAUAAAUAUAUAUGGUAUGAUGGUUAAAGGUGAGGAUAUAUACAAGGCAGAGGGAGCGUGAGGGAUGGUGGUUGCACACAGAGAAAGCACAAGGCUCAUUUGGAGUCCUGAUGUACAGCAUUGUAAUUAUUUCAACAGAGUUCUACAGAAUGGAUUUUAGCCUAUAAAUAUCUUUCUUACUGUGCUUGGGGAUAGUUGUUAUCAUCAUUAUUAUAAAUAUGAACAUGAUUCUGAUAUUGAUCCUCCCAUUCCCUCCCCCUGUCCUGUCAGGGUACUGGACUAUACGAGUGUUCUGUAUCGCAAUGUAACUGUGUAUUUUGAUAUCACCGCCAGUCACUCCCUCAGAUCUGUAUUUGUCGAAACUCGGGCCUUCAUCUCCCAACUUCCAACCACUAAUUUGCACCCCACGAGCCACACGCACCCUCCCCCCCUCCCCUCACUCCUCUUUUUAUUUUACUGGGGUCGCCUCUUUGUUAAUGUACAGUUUUCAGAGCACAAAAUGAAUGUGUCUUAUUUCUAAUAAAAGCAUAUCUAUAUAAUAAA
Molecule: messenger RNA, 5522 nt
Organism: Acanthochromis polyacanthus (spiny chromis)
Lineage: Eukaryota; Metazoa; Chordata; Actinopteri; Pomacentridae
Gene: adgrb1a
Product: adhesion G protein-coupled receptor B1a
Exons: 30
Coding region: 324-3896 (1190 amino acids)
Biological process (GO): adenylate cyclase-activating G protein-coupled receptor signaling pathway; cell surface receptor signaling pathway; engulfment of apoptotic cell
Cellular component (GO): postsynaptic density; membrane; dendrite
Molecular function (GO): G protein-coupled receptor activity
Source: RefSeq, a predicted model, not a curated record